Molecule: messenger RNA, 972 nt
Organism: Effrenium voratum
Lineage: Eukaryota; Dinophyceae; Suessiales; Symbiodiniaceae
Source: the annotation of a GenBank genome assembly
AUGGGCGCGGAGAGGCCGCGUGAGUCUCAGCCAAAAUUUGGCGGACGCGUGGAGGAUGCCCUGGGGCAGCUGGAGGUGUCGCAGCUGCAGGCCUUUUUGGUGCAGCUUCGGACUGCCAGGACUCCGAUCCACCUCUUCCACCUGGUCCGCGCGAUGUCCCGCUGCUCCCGCAGCAGCGCCUGGCAGAGUGCCCUGAGCAUCUUCCGGCUGUGCGCGCGGAAGCAGCAGGGCCUCGUGGGCUUCAACGCAGCGCUGGCGGCCUGUGGCAAGGGCGGGCAGUGGCAACAAGCCGCGCGGCUCCUUGAGGCCAUGGGCCGAGCCCAGCUCCGCCCCAGCGUCGUCAGCUUCGGCGCGGCCAUCGACGCCUGCGCCAAGGCCGCGCCGGCUUGGCCCAAGGCCCUGCACUUGCUGCGGGAGAUGCGACGCCAAUCGCUGCCUUGGAACACAAUCACCUGCAACGCUGCUAUGAGCAGCUGCGCCGUAGCCGGGCAGUGGCUGAGAGCGCUGCAGCUCUUUGCACACCUGGGAUGCGGAAGGCUAGAGGCGGGUCGCGUCACUCGAGUGGUUUCAGCUUGGGCUUGGCCCAUGGAGAGCAAUAUGCUGCGGGAGUUCGCUCUACGGAACUUCGACUGCGAAACCUUCCAGAGCGUGGACUUGCCCUUCCAGGGGCUGACCUGUAGCGAGGUAUUGGUUCGGUUGCACAUGGUGCUCUCCGUGGCCCUGCGCCUCUUCGCCGCCAGCGACGACUUCGACGCCGUGGGCUGCGGGGCCGCCAUCAGCGCCUGCGAGAAGGGCGCCGCGUGGCGCCAGGCGCGGAGGUCGGAGCCGCGGGCCACGCAGACGACCUUCUUCGAGUUCUGGGAUCCAGAGAACACCACGGUGGUCUUCGCCAUCCGGGGCACCAACUCCAUGCUGGACGUGCUGGCAUCCCUGCCAUGGAUUGAGGUGUGCUUUCUGCCAUCUGGUUUGUAG